Molecule: messenger RNA, 3195 nt
Organism: Eublepharis macularius
Lineage: Eukaryota; Metazoa; Chordata; Lepidosauria; Squamata; Eublepharidae
Gene: CAPN2
Product: calpain 2
Exons: 21
Coding region: 153-2255 (700 amino acids)
Biological process (GO): proteolysis
Cellular component (GO): cytoplasm
Molecular function (GO): calcium-dependent cysteine-type endopeptidase activity; calcium ion binding
Source: RefSeq, a predicted model, not a curated record
CCCGCUUGGCUCCGAAUGCCGCCGCUGUUGCCGCUUGCCGUCGGGGUCGUGAGUCUUUUUUUUACUGAGCAGCAGGAAGGUUUGCAUUCUUAUGCCACCCUCUGGAGAGGCGGCGGCAACAGCAGCAGCAGCAGCAGCAGCAGGCGGCAACCAUGGCUGGGAUUGCAGCUAAAUUAGCGAAAGACAGAGACGCAGCCAGGGGCUUGGGCUCCAAUGCAAAGGCCGUGAAGUAUCUCAAUCAGGAUUUUCAGGCGCUGAGGGACGAGUGUCUUCAGGCGGGGAAGCUCUUCCAGGACCCCUCCUUCCUCGCGGCUGCCGCCUCUCUAGGCUACAAAGAACUCGGACCCAACUCGUACAAAACUCAGGGCAUCGCCUGGAAAAGACCGACGGAGCUGUGUUCUAAUCCUCAGUUUAUCGUUGGAGGGGCUACCCGGACUGAUAUCUGCCAAGGAGCUUUAGGAGACUGCUGGCUCCUGGCAGCCAUUGCAUCUCUGACUUUGAAUGAAGAGAUUUUGGCUAGAGUUGUUCCCAGUGAUCAGAGCUUCCAGGACAAAUAUGCAGGAAUCUUCCACUUCCAGUUCUGGCAGUAUGGAGAGUGGGUGGAUGUUGUUGUUGAUGAUAGGUUGCCCACCAAAAAUGGAGAGCUUCUCUUUGUUCACUCAGCAGAAGGAAGUGAGUUCUGGAGUGCCCUACUUGAGAAGGCUUAUGCCAAGGUGAAUGGAUCAUAUGAGGCUCUCUCUGGGGGAAGCACCACUGAGGGUUUUGAGGAUUUCACUGGUGGUAUUGCAGAGUGGUACGAGUUGCAAAAAGCACCACCAAACCUGUUCAGAAUCAUCCAGAAGGCUCUUCAAAAAGGUUCCCUCCUUGGAUGCUCAAUUGAUAUCACAAGUGCUGCUGAGACUGAGGCUGUCACAUCACAGAAGCUGGUCAAAGGGCAUGCAUAUUCUGUAACAGGUGCAGAAGAGGUGAAUUUCCGAGGCAGCAUGCAGAAAUUGAUCAGAAUCCGAAAUCCUUGGGGGGAAGUAGAAUGGACUGGAAAAUGGAAUGAUAACUGUCCAAGCUGGAAUAGUGUUGAUCCUGAUGUGAGAGAAAAACUAACCAGAAAACAUGAAGAUGGAGAAUUCUGGAUGUCAUUCAGUGAUUUCCUAAGGCAUUACUCCCGCCUUGAGAUCUGUAAUUUGACUCCAGACACGUUGACAAAUGAGAAGUAUAAGAAGUGGAGCCUAAAUGUGAUGGAUGGGAACUGGCGAAGAGGCUCCACUGCUGGUGGCUGCAGAAAUUACCCCAAUACAUUUUGGAUGAACCCACAAUAUUUGAUUAAACUUGAGGAAGAAGACGAAGAUCCUGAUGAUCCUGAGAAAGGGUGCACAUUCCUAGUGGGCCUGAUUCAGAAACACCGCCGGAAGCAAAGAAAGAUGGGGGAAGAUAUGCAUACCAUUGGCUUUGCCAUCUAUGAGGUACCUCAACAGUUUUCUGGCCAAACCAGUGUUCACCUUAACAAAAACUACUUUCUGACAAACCGAGCAAAAGAGCGAUCAAAUACUUUCAUCAAUCUCCGAGAGGUGCUAAACCGGUUCAAGCUCCCAGCAGGAGAAUACAUUAUUGUACCAUCCACUUUUGAACCCAACAAGAAUGGAGAUUUCUGCCUCCGAGUUUUCUCUGAGAAGAAUGCAGAAUCACAAGUUGUUGACGAUGAAAUUGAAGCCAAUAUUGAAGAGAAAGAACUCACUGAAGAUGAAAUUGAACCAAGUUUCAAGAAACUGUUUGGACAGUUAGCCGGAGAGGAUGGUGAGAUCUCAGCCUUUGAACUGUGUACUAUUUUGAGGAAAAUCAUGGCAAAACGCCAAGAUAUUAAAUCAGAUGGCUUCAGCAUUGAAACAUGUAAAAUCAUGGUUGAUCUAUUAGACACUGAUGGGAGUGGUAAACUGGGAUUGAAGGAGUUCCAUGUACUUUGGACAAAGAUUCAAAAAUAUCAGAAAAUUUACCGAGAAAUAGACGUAGAUCGUUCUGGAACCAUGAACUCCUAUGAGAUGCGGAAAGCCUUAGAACAAGCAGGCUUCAAACUGGAUUGCCAGUUGCACCAAGUCAUUGUAGCCCGUUUUGCUGAUGAACAGCUGAUAAUUGAUUUUGACAACUUUGUUAGGUGUUUGAUCCGACUGGAAACUUUAUUCAAAAUAUUUAAGAAAUUGGAUACUGAGAAAACUGGAACCAUACAGAUGAACCUUGUCACUUGGGUAUGUUUUACUAUAAUAUGAACAAGCAACAGUUCUUAGUAGAAGACUUCUCACGGGAACAUUAAUAUUAAUACAGAAUAUGCAAAAAAACUGCUAUAUUUCAAAACAUUGACUUGUGCCUUAUAUUUAUGAACAAACCUGCUGAGGAAAAAGAGCAUUGAAAAGCAAGAUUAAUGCACAAAAAGUUUUUUACCAUGUUAAUGUCAGCGUACACACUUUAUGUUAUUCUGUUUUAUUUGCUUAUGCUGCUCUAAGUUUGCCACAAGAAGGAAAUGUAUUUUUAAAUGAAUGUUCAAUGUCUUUAAGGUCCUGGUGAGCAGAUGCUACUUUUAUGAAAUCAGUGCAACCUAUUUUAUUUAAUUGCCAAUUCUAAAAUCCUAGAAGGUAGCAUCUGAAAACAUAUUCUAAUACUGUGCAAUAAAGUAAAUUACAUGUUGUAAUUAAUUUACAACUGUUAUUUUUCACAGGACCAUUUGCUACAGUGAUUUCAGCACCAACUGAAAUCAAACUCUUGUACCAAUAUUCAGUACUUUAUAGAGAACUCCACUGCCUUUGUCCCUCAAACACAUGAUAACUGUAUCAUGUAUCUCAAGUCACACCAUCCUUUGCCUUUUCUAUUCCUCAAAAAAAAAAUUAAGCCUUGAACCUCUUGUAAAAAUAAGUGAAAGAAGCCAUUUUACUAUACAGCUAAUCAGAUCAAGAAUAUGUUGGCCCUUCUUCUGAUCAUCAUGCUAUAAAGAUCCAUUUCAGCAGUUCUGAGACUAUAACAGCAGUUAUUUAUAGUUAUAAAAUGUAUGCUUAUAGAAAAUUAUGUACAUGUUAUGAAAUAGCCUGACAACAAUGACUUAGAAACUCACAUUUUCUAUCUAAUACAGGAGAUAUCUAAAACAAGAUACCAAAUUACCUGCAAUAGUGAUGUUCUAACUGUUGAUAAUGGAAUAAAUUCCUUGGGAUUACAGUG